AGUGCCGCUUGUUUUCUUUCCUCCGGCCUCGGGGCUGCGGCGGAGCGCGAUGCGCGGAGACCCCCGCGGGGGCGGGGGCGGGGAGCCCCGAUGAGACCCGAGCGCCCCCGGCCGCGCCGCAGCGCCCCCGGCCCGAUGGAGGCACCGCCCUGGGACCCGGCGCGCAACGACUCGCUGCCGCCCACGCUGACCCCGGCCGUGCCCCCCUACGUGAAGCUCGGCCUCACGGUGGUCUACACCGUGUUCUACGCGCUGCUCUUCGUGUUCAUCUACGCGCAGCUCUGGCUGGUGCUGCGCUACCGCCACAAGCGGCUCAGCUACCAGAGCGUCUUCCUCUUCCUCUGCCUUUUCUGGGCCUCGCUGCGGACCGUCCUCUUCUCCUUCUACUUCAAAGACUUCGUGGCGGCCAACUCGCUCAGCCCCUUCGUCUUCUGGCUGCUCUACUGCUUCCCCGUGUGCCUGCAGUUCUUCACCCUCACGCUGAUGAACUUGUACUUCACGCAGGUGAUCUUCAAAGCCAAGUCAAAAUACUCUCCAGAAUUACUCAAAUACCGGUUGCCCCUCUACCUGGCUUCGCUCUUCAUUAGUCUCGUUUUCCUGUUGGUGAAUUUAACCUGCGCUGUGCUGGUGAAGACCGGCAACUGGGAGAGGAAGGUCAUCGUCUCUGUGCGAGUGGCCAUUAAUGACACGCUCUUCGUGCUGUGUGCUGUCUCUCUCUCCAUCUGUCUCUACAAAAUCUCUAAGAUGUCCUUAGCCAACAUCUACUUGGAGUCUAAGGGCUCCUCUGUGUGCCAAGUGACUGCCAUCGGUGUCACCGUCAUCCUGCUGUACACCUCACGGGCCUGCUACAACCUGUUCAUCUUGUCCUUCUCUCAGAUUGAGAAUGUCCACUCCUUUGAUUACGACUGGUACAACGUAUCUGACCAGGCAGACCUGAAAAAUCAGCUGGGGGACGCUGGCUACGUGGUGUUCGGAGUGGUGCUUUUCGUGUGGGAACUCUUGCCCACCUCCUUGGUGGUUUACUUCUUCCGAGUUAGAAAUCCUGCCAAGGGCCUUACCAACCCUGGAAUGGUCCCCAGCCAUGGAUUCAAUCCCAGAUCUUAUUUCUUUGACAACCCUCGAAGAUACGACAGUGAUGACGACCUUGCCUGGAACAUUGCACCUCAGGGACUUCAGGGCAGUUUUGCUCCAGACUACUAUGAUUGGGGACAACAAACUAACAGCUUCCCAGCACAAGGAACUUCGCAAGACUCAACUUUGGAUCCCGACAAACCAAGCCAUGGGUAGCAUCAGUGACAUUUUUACUGAAGAUUCUGUUGAAAAGCUUCAGAAAGACAAACUUAAUGACCGCUGAGAUUUUAGGGCACUUUUCUCCAAGAAAUAGGACUUGAUUUUUAUUGUAGGUUUUUUCCUAAUGGCUCAAUAGAACCAAGCAAUAAUUUAGAUUCAUAAACCCUUAUUUUCA
Sciurus carolinensis (gray squirrel) is the source of this 1465-nucleotide messenger RNA. RefSeq names its product integral membrane protein GPR137B. Gene Ontology annotation, cellular component: lysosomal membrane. The transcript has a single exon. Gene Ontology annotation, biological process: regulation of autophagy; negative regulation of osteoclast differentiation; positive regulation of TORC1 signaling. The coding region runs from base 91 to 1287 and encodes 398 amino acids. The record is from RefSeq and is a predicted model, not a curated record. Lineage: Eukaryota; Metazoa; Chordata; Mammalia; Rodentia; Sciuridae.